ACCAAAGUGCAGUUACAAAACUAAGCUGUAAUCUCGUGCUUUCAAUAUACAGUACAGCUUUCUGCAAUUGGAGAUCAAACAAAGAAGUCAAGUCAAGUAACUUGUAACAGAUGCAGCAGCGUUUGUGAGAAUCAACCUACGCUCACUGACUUUCCUUUGACAAAACACUCACUCUGCAAUGAUGAAUGUGUCAGGUGACGACUGCACUCCCCCCUCGGCAGAGUACCAGUACUACUUUUUCCCAACGGUCUACAUCCUCGCUUUAGUUAUAGGCCUACCAGGAAAUCUGGCUGCCCUCUUCUUCUUCACCUUCAGGAUCAAUCCCCGCACGGCCUUCAGUGUUUACAUCAGCAACCUUGCUCUGGCAGACACCGUCAUCCUCUGCACCCUGCCCUUUAAGAUCCACUACCACCUCAACAGAAACAACUGGGUGUUUGGGGAUGUCGCCUGCCGUGUCACCGGGAUAAUGUUCUUCGCCAACAUCUACCUGAGCAUCUGCUUCAUGACUUGUAUCUGUGUGGAUCGCUACAUGGCCACAGUACACCCGCACACCUAUUUGAGGCUGCGGAGCCCCUUAUGCUCCCUGGUUGUGAGCGGGUUGCUCUGGUGUGUAUUUGUUGUGGCCAUGCUGGUAUUUGUCCUCAUGGGACCCCUGGAAACCAAGGCAGAUAUAUCUGGAAACCACAGCUGCUUUGAGAAUUUCGCCACAAAAGAGUGGAACACGCGCUUGGGGGGGUACAGCCUGGUGUGUCUGAUCUUUGGCUCCCUGCUGCCCUCCAUGAUCAUCCUGGUGUGUUACCCGCUGGCUGCCAGGCGCAUUUCCAUGAUUAGGACUAAAACAGCCCAAAAAGCAGUGAAGGUAAUUUACACCAUCCUGGCUAUAACGCUGCUCUGCUUCCUGCCCAACCACGUGGUGUACCUGCUGCACCUCCUCCGACGUAAAGGGGUCAUCAAGAGCUGCUCCUUGGGAAACGUCAUCUACGACGCCAGGCGGGUCACUAUGGCGCUCGUCAUCCUCAACACAUGCCUGGACCCCGUGCUUUACUACGUCACCACCAACCACUGCAAAUGGAAGCAGUUUAAGUUGGCAUGGUGGGGAAGAGUCCGGAGAAGAAGGGGUGUAUAUACCAUUGGGUAACGGUGUAUGCAUACU
This is a messenger RNA of Anoplopoma fimbria (sablefish), 1153 nucleotides long. Its product is annotated as lysophosphatidic acid receptor 6. NCBI's taxonomy places the organism in Eukaryota, Metazoa, Chordata, Actinopteri, Perciformes, Anoplopomatidae. Gene Ontology annotation, cellular component: membrane. Gene Ontology annotation, biological process: G protein-coupled receptor signaling pathway. The transcript is spliced from 2 exons. The record is from RefSeq and is a predicted model, not a curated record. The coding region runs from base 179 to 1138 and encodes 319 amino acids. Gene Ontology annotation, molecular function: oxysterol binding; G protein-coupled receptor activity.